Messenger RNA from Canis lupus familiaris (dog), 5541 nucleotides. It is a transcript of the gene ALKBH5, whose product is annotated as alkB homolog 5, RNA demethylase. The record is from RefSeq and is a predicted model, not a curated record. Bases 408 to 1592 code for a protein of 394 amino acids. Gene Ontology annotation, cellular component: nucleus. The transcript is spliced from 4 exons. Lineage: Eukaryota; Metazoa; Chordata; Mammalia; Carnivora; Canidae. Gene Ontology annotation, molecular function: oxidative RNA demethylase activity. Gene Ontology annotation, biological process: mRNA export from nucleus; mRNA processing.
GCUGAGGAGCGGCGCUGGCGGACGUCGGGCGGACGGCCCGUGACGUCGUGAGGAGCGCUUUAAAGUGCGGGCUGGGCCGGGCGUCCGAGGGUCUGGCUGGGAGUCGGGUCGGACCUCCGCAGCGGCCCUCCGCGGCAUGAGGCGCUGCCGGCGCCCUUGCUCUCUGGGACGUGGAGAAGGCGGCGGAGGAGGAAGUCCCGUUGCCGCCACCGCUGCAUGACCCACCGCCCCUGAGGCCCGACCCCGCGCCCGCCCCCUCGACGCCCCCCGCCGGGUCCUCCGGCCUCGCAUGGGGGCCUGGCGCUGAGGAACCCCUUUCCUCCGGGGGCGCCGGGGCGCGUCCUCCGAGAGCCAUGCCCGGCCGCCCCUCCCGCCCCGGAGGACCCUAGAGCAGCGUCGCGGGGGCCAUGGCGGCCGCCAGCGGUUACACGGACCUGCGUGAGAAGCUCAAGUCCAUGACGUCCCGGGACAACUAUAAGGCGGGCAGCCGGGAGGCAGCGGCGGCCGCCGCCGCCGCCGUGGCCGCCGCUGCCGCCGCCGCCGCCGCCGCCGAGCCUUACCCGGUGUCCGGGGCCAAGCGCAAGUAUCAGGAGGACUCGGACCCCGAGCGCAGCGACUAUGAGGAGCAGCAGCUGCAGAAGGAGGAGGAGGCGCGCAAGGUGAAGAGCGGCAUUCGCCAGAUGCGCCUUUUCAGUCAGGACGAGUGCGCCAAGAUCGAGGCCCGCAUCGACGAGGUGGUGUCCCGCGCGGAGAAGGGCCUGUACAACGAGCACACGGUGGACCGGGCCCCGCUGCGCAACAAGUACUUCUUCGGCGAGGGCUACACGUAUGGCGCCCAGCUGCAGAAGCGCGGGCCUGGCCAGGAGCGCCUCUACCCGCCGGGCGAUGUGGACGAGAUCCCCGAGUGGGUGCAUCAGCUGGUGAUCCAGAAGCUGGUGGAGCACCGCGUCAUUCCCGAGGGUUUCGUCAACAGCGCCGUCAUCAACGACUAUCAGCCCGGCGGCUGCAUCGUUUCUCACGUGGACCCCAUCCACAUCUUCGAGCGCCCCAUCGUGUCCGUGUCCUUCUUCAGCGACUCCGCGCUCUGCUUCGGCUGCAAGUUCCAGUUCAAGCCUAUCCGGGUGUCAGAACCUGUGCUUUCUCUGCCGGUGCGCAGAGGAAGCGUGACUGUGCUCAGUGGAUAUGCUGCUGAUGAAAUCACUCACUGCAUACGGCCUCAGGACAUCAAGGAGCGCAGAGCGGUCAUCAUCCUCAGGAAGACGAGAUUAGAUGCACCCCGGUUGGAAACAAAGUCCCUGAGCAGCUCUGUGUUACCACCCAGCUAUGCUUCAGAUCGUCUCUCGGGAAACAACAGGGACCCUGCUCUGAAACCCAAGCGGUCCCAUCGCAAGGCAGACCCUGAUGCUGCCCACAGGCCUCGGAUCCUGGAAAUGGACAAGGAAGAGAACCGGCGCUCCGUGUUGCUGCCCACACACCGUCGGAGGAGUAGCUUCAGCUCUGAGAACUACUGGCGCAAGUCCUAUGAGUCUGGGGAGGACUGCUCAGAGGCGGCAGGCAGCCCUGCCCGAAAGGUGAAGAUGCGCAGGCACUGAGGCAUGCCGUGCCCUCCUGGGAACUCUGGCUCAUCCUCACAUAGCUGCCCCCUCCUUGUGUUCAGUUUUUUUGGUUUUUGUUUUUAUUUUUUGUUUUUAGUUUUGUUUUGUUUUUUUGUUUUUUUGUUUUGUUUUGUCUUUGUUUUGGUUUUGGUUUUUUUUUUAUCCUUACAUUUUUUCCUUGGGUUUGUUGCCUGUUGAGGCUGAAGAACAGAAUUGGCUGGGACCUGAUUCUCAUGUUCUUGGUUUUCCUCCAAAAUGGAAAGGCUAUUGGCAUCUGUAGGGGACAGAAGCUCACACCAGAGUGGCCAGUAGAGGUGUGGGGGGCAGCUGUCCUCAAGUGGGGCUGUGUCAGGCUGGGUUUAUUUAAAAGCAACAAAAUAUUUUGGUUAAGAAAAUUCUUGUUUUGCUUUAAAUGUAAAUCUUUUCAGUGUUGUAAAUGAAGUUCAGUCUUCAGCCCCACCCCCCCCACCCCCCAAUGUCUGGGUUGAGGUCUCGUUUGUGCUCCUUGCUGGUUCUGCAGGAGGCCUUCUGUCUUCCCACUUCUCACCCGCUCUCCAGGCCCUGGAAGUUCAUGCAAACACCCUCUUUCUCCUGCAGCAGAGUUGUUCAGGAUGACUGGGUGGGGUUGAAACAGUCCUCUGCCACCCCAAAGCUAUUGGCCAAGCCCCCAGGCUUCCUCCACGCCCAUUGGCCUGCUCUGCCCACAGGUCCUUGGGCUGCCGCGGGGCUGGCUACAGUGGUCUUGACCUUUCUUGCCAAGAGCACGCCUCUUUGCUGCGUUGCUCCUUUCAUGCAUAUGCGUGUGAUUGUACGAAACAGUUAGACUUGCCAUGUUGGGGCAGUUUUAGGAAUUGUUUCUAGCUAGAGGGACGGGUGUCCUUCCAAGUCUAGCAUUUGGGGUAUGGAAAAUUGUUGUGGUGUGUGGUAGGGUUUUUGUUUUCUUUUGUUUUUGAGUUUUUAUUUUUUCCUUUGGUCUCUUGGCUUUUUCCUAACCCUUUCUUUCCUCCUACAUUGGCCAGCUUGGGCCUUCUCUCCAUGUCAUCCCCAUAGGAAGGCAACUGCCCACCCCCUCUGUCUGCCUGUAGCAUGCAUUCAACCAAGGCCAGAGCUCAGGUCUGCAGACUGGGUUGGCGCCUUCUCUGCCUCAGGGGCGUGGGAGUUGGGGAAGGGGCUUUUAAGAAAUAAAAGGAAAAAGAUAAUAAAGUCUUUGGCAGUUUCCACCUACUCAGAUCCUCAAAGGUUGCAAGGUAUUGAUCUAGAUUAAUUAGGAAUGUUUCAUUGCCUGCCAUGGCCGAGACCUAGGCCUGCUGAGAGCAGAAGCCCUCCCAGUCUCCGGGCUGCCACCACCCCAGGGGGGCCUUGACUCACAGAGGCCCAGGCCUGAGGCUGCAGAAAUCUGGGGCAGCCGUCAAGAAGUCCCUCUCAGGGGCCAGAACUCCUUUGCCAGCGUGGAUUCAAGUCGGGACUGCGUAACUAAAGCAGUUGCAGUUUUAUUUUUUUUACAGCUUUUUUCCCAAAAAUGAUUUGUAGUUGUGUGUGCAGCACUUUGCCCUGAUAUGUGUGCUCUACAAUAAAAACCAAAUCUAAUAUAUUUUGAAACAGUUGUCUGAUACUGUUAUAAGAGAGGAUUUGCCUUUGGUGCUUCCUUAAUCCCCUUAUUUUCUUCUUAACUUUGAACCCAGGCUGGGGAGGCCAGAGUUCAUUGCCCACCAGGGAAGUCCUCAUGGGAGAGAAUAGGGCAGACGGCAGAAGGUGAACUCUCCCACUCUCAGGAGGAUGGGCCAUGUGUCCAGGAGCCAAGAUCACAACCUGCUGAGUUUUGAAGCCCUUCCCCCUGGGUUUGAUGAGAUAUACUGUAUGCCAGCAAAGGAGGGACAGGGUGAGCAAAGGCAGGGGGAGAGCCUGGCCUUUGUAAAAGAUAGGCAAGUGGUUUUGAGUUCUUCUCAGUUAUUCUUUAGUUCCUCCUAUACUCUGGCCGAGUCCUCACUGUGGUCUCAUCAAUGAGCAAAAGUCUUCUGGUUCCUUCUUUCAAGAUGUGUACUACAGAGUUGUGGGAUAUGGAUACAGGCAUGAGGCAGGCAUGUGGGGACUGGGGUUGGGGCCCAGAGUGUUUUUAAGUCCCUUCUUAUCCAGGAUCGGGUCGGCGUAGGUCUGGAAUCUGUCUCCCUUAUUCACUUCCAGGGCCCAAACCAGUCUGGCUAAUUCUUGCUGUGGAAAGCUAACAAGUCACUUAACUGCCCAUUUAAGAGAGGAGAAGAGAGAAUGUGGAGGGAUCAAGUGACUGGCUGGGGCUCAGUCCUGCAAAUGGGUGACAGGAUGUGAAGGGCAGGGGGCCAGAGCCUCCAUAUGGUCUGUGGCAGGUUGGGCCUGCAGGGGUAGACUGGGCCAUGGUUGUCCCAGAGAGGAGACCUCGGAGCUGAAAGGGGAAGUAACUUACUCAAAAUCAUCUAGAUUACAUGGCAGAGGAGGGUACCUCCUACUCUAUGCCCAGGCUCCUGACUCAGGCAUAGAAUGGGCGGCUCAUGUGGAGAGCUGGGGAGCUGGAACUCUACAGUAGCUGUGAUAGAGUCACACCUGGGCUCUUCCUUGUCCCAAAGAGGCCCUUUGCAAGAAUGAGGGACAGAAGAGGCUAUGGGAAGGGGCUCUGGCCGUCAUAGAUCCUGCUGUCAUUGGCUUCAGUUUCUGCCCAGCAGUCCCAUGGCACCCCAUCUCUGGACUAAGCCUGCGGGGGUCCCACACCUGACUCCCUGAAUUUGACUGCCCCCACCCCAGUCUUGCACAUGGUAGGCGCUCUAACAUCUGACACCAGCCCUGCCUUCCUAGGGAGCCCAUCCCAUUCCUCUGACCCUAUUGUGCUGGGGAAGAUUGAGGCCCAUAGUCCCCUUCAUCCAAAAAUAUGAGUGUCCUACUAUGUGCCAGGCUCUGCUGGGUGCUGAGGAUACAAGACCGACCUGGUAUGGUCUCUCUCCAACAUGGCUAUUCUAAAUUGUGCUGAUAUAAAAGAUGUGUAGCACGUAAAUUACAAAUAAUAAAAUACCCAGUACACUAUUAUCUUUAUAGCCACGUGUUCCUCACAGAAUGCUUUUGUUGAUCUUUUUGAUAGAUUCUUCUAUUUGUAGCCUUCCUGUGGUUGUAAUUCAACCUUAAUAUGGCAAAUGGAACUGCAUCCCAUUGCUGAUAAGUUUUCCAGGGCUCCUGUAAUAGAUUACCACAAACUUGGUGGCUAAAACAUCAGAAACGUAUUUUCUCAGUUUGGAGGUCUGAAAUCGAGAUCAUGGUCCAAACCAUGCUCCUACUGGAGCCUCCAGCCCUUGCCUCUAACAGCUCCUGGUGGCAUUCCUUGACUGUGGCCCUCUAACUCUGGUUUCUGCCUCCAUGGCCACAUGGCUGCCUCUUCUGUUUCGUACCAAGUCCCCUUCUGCCUGUCCUUCAUUAGGACACUAGUGAUUGGAUUUAGGGCCCACCUGGAUGAUCAAAAAUAAUCACAUCCAAGGUGAAAAAAUGUACCAGUUCCAAGGGUUAGGAUCUGAAAUCUUUGGGGGUCACUCUUCAGCCUACUACACUACUCUCUUCCCAAUAAGUCUGUCAUUAAAUCUGGUACAAGGCCUACUGAUUUCUCAACGUUAGAGCAAACUGUGUUAAUUGGAUUGAAAUCUCUUAGCCUCAGCACUAUUAAAUUUAAUCCGCAUUAUUUUCUCUGCUGAUUUCUUCUUAAAUCUAGACCUGUGCUGUCCAAUAUGGCAGCCACUGGACAGUUUGGCUGUUGAACACUUGAAAUAUGGCUGGUUUGAAUUGAGAUGUGCUUUAAGUGUCAAAUACACACCAGAAUUUGAAGUUAGUAUGAAAAAAGAAUGUAAAGUAUAUCAUUAGUUACUUUAUAUUGAUUACAUGUUGAAAUGGCAAUAUUUUGGACAUACUGGGUUAAAUAAAAUACACUUUAAUUUCA